Amyelois transitella is the source of this 1630-nucleotide messenger RNA. RefSeq names its product methionine aminopeptidase 1D, mitochondrial. The transcript is spliced from 6 exons. Bases 395 to 1300 code for a protein of 301 amino acids. The record is from RefSeq and is a predicted model, not a curated record. Lineage: Eukaryota; Metazoa; Arthropoda; Insecta; Lepidoptera; Pyralidae. Gene Ontology annotation, molecular function: metalloaminopeptidase activity. Gene Ontology annotation, biological process: proteolysis.
AAGGCACACCUAGCAAACGAAAGCACCUUGAAUAACGACUUUAUUAAAUAGUAACAUACAUUACAUUUUUGUUGCGCACUGUACUGUAUACUGUACAUUGUAAAUUAAAUAUUUUCAAUUUGAAGUAGGUAAAACCUAUUUAUUUAUUUUCAAGUGACGAAAAAUAAGUGAAUUUAUGCAAUAAUAACAUAAUAGCAUUUAUCAUGGUAGUCAAGUAUUUUUAGGUGAGGAUUUUUGUAAAUAACAAAGCAAUUACAUACAUUGAUCUCCGUUAUCAUGAAAGUAAUAAAUAAUGCUAUAAAUUCUACUGGCAGUUAUUGGAGGAACAAAAUAUAAGAACACAAUAUUUCAUAAAAUACAAAAUGUACAACUAAAAACAUUGUUGAUUUUCAAGAUGAGAAUUCCUAAACCCUUCAACCCUCGUCUGCAAGGACAGAUUAUCAAAAGAUUUGGUGUGUAUGAAAAAGUGGUCCCAGUAAAGACUACACCUAGUAGAAUUGUACCAGAACAUAUUGAGAAGCCCUAUUAUGUCACCAGAAGAGAGUUCACAGUCCCAAAAAUGCCUGAAAUCAAAGAUGUUAAUCAAAUAAGAGGAAUGAAAAGGAGUUGCAAAUUAGCUUCUAAUAUAUUGGGACAAGUGCAAAAAUAUGUACAGCCAGGAGUCACAACAGAUGACAUAGACAAAUUGGUGCAUGAUUUGACCAUAGAAGCUGGUGCGUAUCCUUCACCGUUACACUAUCAAGGUUUCCCUAAAAGUGUCUGCACAUCUGUUAAUAAUGUAGCAGUCCAUGGCAUUCCAGAUCUAAGGCCCUUACAAGAUGGAGACAUUGUAAAUGUGGAUAUAACAGUAUUUUAUAAAGGAUUCCAUGGAGACUGCUCCAAAACUUUCCUCAUUGGGUCUGUUGAUGACAGAGGCUUAGAGUUAGUUGGGGUAACAGAAGAAUGUUUAGAAAUAGCAACAAGAUUGUGUGCUCCAAAUGUGCCAUUUAGUGAAAUUGGAUCUCAAAUAUACAGACAUGCAAAGAGAUGCGGGCUCACUGUACUGCCGGCGUUUCUGGGGCAUGGCAUCGGCCAGUAUUUUCAUGGUCCUCCUGAUAUUUAUCACAUAAUUAACGACUACCCUGGAUCAAUGAAGCCUGGAAUGACAUUUACCAUCGAGCCAGUACUAUCUCACGGCAGUGAGAACACAGUUAUAUUAGAAGAUGGGUGGACUGUGGUCACCGACGAUGGUUCCAGGGCCGCACAAGCAGAACACACCGUUCUUAUAACAGACAAUGGGGCGGAAAUUCUCACUAAAUAAAUAAAUGGACAUAUUUCUUGCAUAGGAAAUAGGCAGAGCUAUUGAAAAGUACCUAAAAGUAAUCAGAGAUCUUGCAUGUUUGUUGUUAUUGUUACUGUACUGUACGAGUAGAAUCACAUGGCUGUUAGUUAUAUAUAAGCAUUUAUAUAGAUGGUAUUCGUUAAUUUGAUUGAAUGUUUAUGAAAUUAUUUUUUUUAUUAAUGUGCAAUUAAUAUCUAGUUAUAACAAUUUUGUAAUAUCCAAGAUUUAACGUCUUAUUGUUGAAUAGUUAAAAGGUUUAAGUUAUAUGAAAAUCGUGUUAUGUAAAAAUAAAACCAAAGACUGUGUGUG